Molecule: messenger RNA, 570 nt
Organism: Nicotiana attenuata
Lineage: Eukaryota; Viridiplantae; Streptophyta; Magnoliopsida; Solanales; Solanaceae
Exons: 2
Coding region: 1-570 (189 amino acids)
Molecular function (GO): zinc ion binding
Source: RefSeq, a predicted model, not a curated record
AUGUCAAAGAUUGAAGAGAUCAACGUGCGUGUUAAAGCAUACCUAUACGAUAUUGGCUAUCAUAGAUGGUCUCGGUUAUAUGCUACGGUGAACAGAACGUGGACGAUGACGUCAAAUAUUGCAAAGUCAUUGAAUGCGAUAACAAAAGAUGCAAGAGAGUUGCCCAUAGUAGACCUAUUAGAGUACAUGAGGACUCUUCUUGAAAGUUGGAAUAAUGAAAAGUUAUUGAAAGCAAAGGGUACAUUUACAUACCUUGGGAAAAAAUACAACAAAGAGUUGGAGGACAACAGGACAUUAUCGCAGAAGAUGAGAGUGACGGCUUCAACAGACCACAUCCAUACAGUGCUAGACGGUGUGAAGUGCUUUAUUAUUUGCCUUCAAAAUAAGAGAUGUAGUUGUGGACAGUUCCAGCUUGACGAACUUCCUUGUCCACGUGCUUUGGCGGCCUUGAGGCAUAGGGAUGAGUCUUAUGAAAACUAUUGUUCUCCUUAUUACACGAGGGAGAGUCUUUUGAAGACUUAUGAAACACCAGUAGACCCGCUGCCUGACGAAUUAAAUUAUGCAACCUAG